Varanus komodoensis (Komodo dragon) is the source of this 2696-nucleotide messenger RNA. It is a transcript of the gene IL1R2, whose product is annotated as interleukin 1 receptor type 2. Gene Ontology annotation, molecular function: interleukin-1, type II, blocking receptor activity; interleukin-1 binding. The record is from RefSeq and is a predicted model, not a curated record. The coding region runs from base 714 to 1955 and encodes 413 amino acids. The transcript is spliced from 8 exons. NCBI's taxonomy places the organism in Eukaryota, Metazoa, Chordata, Lepidosauria, Squamata, Varanidae.
UUAUAAUUGCUAGAACAACUCUGACUACAUGAGUGAUAAGAUCUUGUACACUGACAAGUUUAAAAGCCAGUGUUUUGGAAAUCUUUGAACAGCAAGACUAUAUACAUCUGGCUAUAGGUCAAUUGAAUUCAGGGCUUUAAGAUCCAACAUGAAUAUAUAUAUAAUGCUGGAAUCUGUGUUCAAAUUCAGACUCCUUUAUUUGUCUUCAUCAAAUAGAACCCAGCAGAUUGUGGUUCUCCAUGUUGAGAAGACUUGGAACAUUCAGUGCCUUAGUGUUGUAUCAGAAUAACUGACCAAUGCAGAUUUAUAACUUGACCCAUGCAACUUGCCUCUCAGGGUAGAUGGGUAGAUGUGUUCCUCCAGAUGUUCUGACCAACUCCCAUGUUGCCUCAGCUGGCAACUUUGUUUAGCUGGUUUCGAGAAUGAGGACCAAUCUUCCACAGCACAGGCAGUGGGAGGGCGUGGCAGAGAAAGCGAACCCUCUGUUCGAAUAAUCUCAUAGGCUGGCUUACAUGUCUGCCUUCCACCAGUACCACGCCACUGUCUGUUCCCUGGCUCAGUAGACUUGCGACAAAGCCAGAUCAAGGCCCAAAGGUAGGUGGUACUGCAUACAUAAUUCUGCACCCCUAAGAGUGACACUGUCUUGUUCUUGUGUGUGGCAUAUUUGUCAAAUGUUUGGUUGCUGUUAAUUUAGAAGACAUCUGUUAUAUCCUAUGACACUACUUCUCCUUUCCAGGUUGCAGGGUGUCAUCCAUCAUUUUUCUCUUUCCUGGUUUCUGUGCUACUUGGUGCCUGAACUCCUGUAUAUUUUCAGCAUUAAUGUAUUGGAUACAUCUGCCUUCAGAAUCCAGAGAGCAGGAAGUACAGACAACUGCCGAGAUCACACCCUGCAUUUCAGGCCUACUUUUUUACUGACAGGAGAACCCGUGGUCCUAAAAUGUCCUCUGCUCAGAUAUGGACAAACAAAUGGCUUUGAUCCGCAGCUUAACAUUACCUGGGCCAAAAAUGGCUCAGCAGCAUUUAUCCCGACAGGAUACAGAGGAGCAAGAAUAUUCUCACAAGAUGAAGCUCUCUGGUUUUUACCAGUUUCUCUUGAGGACUCUGGGGUAUAUAUCUGUACACUCAGGAAUUCGUCUUACUGUUCCGAUGUGGCUAUUCAUCUGCAAGUGGUUGAUAAAAGUUUUGUCCACGCUCUUUCCUAUCCUCAAAAGGCCUUCAUAUCCAGUCCUGGGAAGCUGGUUUGUCCCAACCUGGAGAGUUUUAUACAAAAGGAUACAGGCUAUGCACUCAGGUGGUACAAGGACUCAACCCCUCUGGAUAUAGACAAUAAAAAGUUUAUCACUUUGAAAAACACACAUUAUCUCAUGAUCAGUUCUGUAUCAUUGGAUGAUUUGGGCUACUAUACUUGUCUAAUGACCUUUGAGCAUGAAAAGACAACAUAUAACAUCACCAGGAUCAUUCAGCUGCAAGCCUUUGGCCAAGAGAAGGAAACCGUCCCUGUGAUUGUUUAUCCGAACCAAAAGAUUACAUUAGCAGUUCUUGGCUCUCGCUUGACCAUCCCAUGUAAAGUGUACGUUGGUGAAAAUGAUCAUUCUUUUACAGAUGUCUGGUGGCUAGUUAAUAACAGUUACGUUGAUAAGACUUAUCACAAAGGGAGAAUUUACGAAGGAAAAGCUCAGAAACUUGUGGAAAACGAUGACAUUUACAUUGAGGUGCCGCUGAUUUUUGACCCUGUCAAAGAAGAAGAUUUCAAUACAGACUUUACGUGUGUUGCCCAGAAUAGUCGUGGCCACCAAAUACAUGCAACGCAAGUCAAGCAAGAAGAACGUCACCUGCCUUGGUACUUGGCAUCCAUUCCUGUAGCAUUAGCAGCUGCAAUUGUGGGAGUAGUAUGUAUCCGUAAAUACUGGAAGAAGCGAAGAUCUGCCAAAGGAUAUAUUGCAGCCGAAACCUAAAGAACAAAACUUUUUUCCGCAUCCAAACCAUCACCCAGCCCUCAGCAUGUCAAAAAACCUCUUGGUGUUCCAUGGAGAAAAGUUCAAACACAACUUCCUAUGAUAUAAUGACUUAAGUAAAAUGCAACCUGUGUCUUUUUAAGUGUCUCCAAAAUCUUCCAUCUGAGAUGGCUCCCUGACCGACCCAAUGUGGUGUUAGGAUGUGUUGUGGGGGCUGAAAAAGGCAGUUGUCAAGGCAUCUGCUUCCUUAACAGGCCUCUGGCUGUCUGUAAAAGCUUCAUUUUGUGAAGGUGGGCCUGCACACACUUGUUAAAUAAUUUCUGUGUGCAUUAUCUCAUGUUGUUCCAUUUUCAAGGUCCUUUCAGGCUAGAGCAGAACUGCAGCCAGUUAGUCUGUGUGAUUUCAUCUUGGCUUCUGUGAAUACUCCAUUCCCCAAAAUGCAUAGGAACAGCAUUCAGGCAGCUGAUGAUCAGCUAAGGAGGCUCAUUGCACAUUUAUCAAAGGCUUUUGAGUAUAAAACAUGGUACAGACAAAGGGUGCCCUUUGCCUUCCAUUGGUUUUGUUAUGUUGCCAUCUUGCUUUUGGCUUGUGACUUUCAGUAUCAUAAUGUGAACUCGUCACUACUGGAGGAUAGUGCUUAGGUAUGUAUAGACAUGUUUAAGUGGCUUUUGUUAUUUUCUGGCUGAAGAAUUGUUUCCAAAGACUGCCCUUGUAAAUAAACAUCCCAAUGUUAUCGUUAAA